ACCGAUGACGUACGUAACCGUUCGGCGCUAAUUUUCAAAUGGACGUCUAAACAGACAGAGAACAUAAUACGAGUCAACGGCGUUAUUUUACGGAUAAAUCCUCAUUUUAACUCAGUUUCGUUUUGCAGUCACUAUGAGUGGAUUUAGUACGCCGGUGUCGCGUCCACGGCAGUGGUCCUCUCCAGCCAUAGUACACAAAGCGGCUCUGUCGGCCACCAGUACACCUCUCCUCGACAACAUCCAGGGAAACGAUGACGAACAAGAGAGACGCCAGAGACGCAGGUCUAAAGUAAUCGAUCUUCAUGGGGUGAAUGAUUCGUCCAUCAACGAGGCCGGUAGCCACAGUUCUACAACCACCCCUGCUGCAGUACCAAAGCUGUCAUCUGCACAGAUCUCAGAACAUUACUCAACCUGCAUCAAGCUCUCCACUGAAAAUAAAAUCACCACAAAGAAUGCAUUUGGUCUGCACCUCAUCGAUUACAUGGCAGACAUUCUCAAGCAGAAAGACUCCGAGCUCAACUUCAAGGUGGCAGCUGGCACCCUGGAUGCUAGCACGAAAAUUUAUGCUGUGAGAGUGGAUGCAGUACAUGCUGAUGCUUACAGAGUUCUGGGAGGGUUGGGCUCGGAAACCAAACCUAAAGAGAGUCAAGAUGGUGAUGAGGAGGCUGAGUUAGAGGAGGCUGGACAGGGAGAACAUGUGGCUGCUAAGCAGACGACUAAGAAACGACCUCAGAAAAAGACAGUGGAGCAGAACCUCAGUAACAUCAACCUUUCUGAAUCUGAGAUGAAAUGUGAGGUGGACCCCAUGUUCCAGCGUAUGGCUGCUUCCUUCGAUGAGAACAGUACAGCGGGUGUGUUCCUCUCUGUGUUAUUCAGCGAGGACAGCUGCUGUGAGCUGCGCUUUCCUUCACAUAUGACCUUGCUGAAGUCACAGCUAUCACCGGUACAGAUGCCUCAUCAACACGUUCCCAUCUCACCGUUCACAGCUCAUUUGAAGACACUGGAAGAUAGACCCAUUUGUCCAUCCUUACAGGAUUUCUCUUUCACUAGAUGGACACCUGAGCAAACAACAAACCUCAAUCAGCUUCUUGAUAAGAUGAAGCAGGGGGAGCAUGCAUUCGAUGUCAAUGCUGAUAUUGAGCCGGAAGAGGAUGAGGGUCCAGAUUUUGGGGAUCACUUUGAUGCAGAUGUGGAUGAGGGGAGACCGGGAGACUCUGAGGAGUGUAAAGAACACAGAGAAGCUUGUUCAAGGAGCCCUGAAAAAGGACGAGGUGUUGUUCCAAUCAGGGAGGUAGAUAUUGCUACCAUGUGUCUGCAGUUGUCUGAUCAACCGAGGGAAUACUCGUACUUCAGUCCCAGGACAAUGGCCACCUGGGUUGGACCCGGCUACUGGCUUUUCAAACCUGGGCAUAAACAGGAUCACAAACCAGACAAAGAACCUCGGAAGCGAGCUCCAAAAAAUCCACUGGUUAUUGACUUUAAAGAAGAUAUCCACUUUCAUAAUUACUUUAAGACAACUAGAUCAGCAACUACUAUUAGUAAGUCUGCUCUAAACAGCAGCAAUAAGAAAACCACACUUCCAGCAGACUUCCAGUAUCCUCCCAGUAACCUCUCACAACUUAGCCUCAAACCCUCUAACACACUUAGUGCAGAGGGUAAAAAGAGAUUAUCGGGUGAGCUGAGUGAGGAAAUAGGAGAGUAUGAUUACAAUAACGCCAACGACACAGCCAACUUCUGCCCUGGUCUUCAGGAAGGAGACAGCGAGGAUGCUGAAGGAUUUGGAGGAUCUGAUGACUCUCAGACAGACAGACCAAACCCUUUCUCUCUAGACACAGAACACAUAUCUACAUAUGGAGAUGACUGUCUUGUUCCUGAGCCUCAUAAGAUUAACAUUAUUGAGAUAAACUACGCUAAAAUGGCCAAGAAAAUGGACAUGAAGAAGCUGAAGACCUCCAUGUGGAGUCUUUUAAUAGAAAGUCCGGAAAAAAACAAGGAGGUACAAAAUGAGGAGACAACAGAAGUACCUGGUGAAAAAUCAUUUAGCCAGUCUAUCAGGAAUCUUGUACAAAGACUCCCUUCCACCAUGGCCACCAAUCUCUCAGUACCCCUCGCCUUUGUGGCCCUUCUGCACCUGGCUAAUGAGAAGAACUUGGAGCUGCACAAGAUUGAUGGCAUGACUGAUAUCAUCAUUAAACAAGGCCAUUAAAAUAUUUUUUUAAAACACAAAAUAUCUUAUUUGUAUCAUAUAUCCCGGAUGGUUUUUUAUAUGUAAACCCCAUGUCAGUCAGAAACAACUGUCUAGAAAUUAAUGUUUUUUAGAAUCAUGUUAAAAUGUACAUAAAACAACCAUGGAAAUGUUCUGUGUAACUUAAAAAUGUGAUUAAAGUGUGUGCCAGAAAAUGCCUGGCAAUGUAAAAUGUACGCAUAACUUGAUUUUCAGGAUUGCCCUGUUUUGAUGACUUGUUUUAGACACAAUUGUUUCUCCGCCCUCAUUAAAAGUAAAAAUGGAA
Triplophysa rosa is the source of this 2510-nucleotide messenger RNA. RefSeq names its product non-SMC condensin I complex, subunit H (gene ncaph). NCBI's taxonomy places the organism in Eukaryota, Metazoa, Chordata, Actinopteri, Cypriniformes, Nemacheilidae. The coding region runs from base 134 to 2206 and encodes 690 amino acids. Gene Ontology annotation, molecular function: chromatin binding. Gene Ontology annotation, cellular component: condensin complex. Gene Ontology annotation, biological process: mitotic chromosome condensation. The record is from RefSeq and is a predicted model, not a curated record. The transcript is spliced from 18 exons.